Molecule: messenger RNA, 384 nt
Organism: Rotaria sp. Silwood2
Lineage: Eukaryota; Metazoa; Rotifera; Eurotatoria; Philodinida; Philodinidae
Source: the annotation of a GenBank genome assembly
AUGACUAUUAUCAAAUCGGCUAAAAAAUUUAUUUUUGGAGGUUGUACAUCAGUUUCAUGGAGUUUGGAUUGUGGCCCUAAAAAAGAUACGCAGGUAUUCUUAUUUACCUUGACUAAUCCUCAUAAUAUUCCACCUACAAAGUAUCCAAUUAAUCCUGCUAAAACACUCAAUGCAGUUUAUCAUUUUUAUGCUCAUGGACCUAAUUUUGGUGAUAAUGCUGAUAUAUAUGUGACUACUAACAGCAAUAAAACUGAUCAGUUUCCCAGAAGUUUUACAAAAUUUCCGAUCUCAUAUAUGGAUACAACUGGACAAGGUGAUAAAACAUUUACUGGAGAACGUGAUUUUACUACAUGCGACAUCGAAGUAUUCAAACUCGCUAAUUAA